Messenger RNA from Effrenium voratum, 2036 nucleotides. Lineage: Eukaryota; Dinophyceae; Suessiales; Symbiodiniaceae. The record is from the annotation of a GenBank genome assembly.
GUGUGCGUUUUCCCCUGGUGUGUGGGUGUGCUGAACAAGUUGAAAGCCGCCUCGCGUUGAGUAGGUCCAUCGCUGCUAGCCAUUUGCUUCAAGGCAGCCAUCGGCUUCGCAUCGCAGGGGCCUUUUGUUUCAGGCCCAACCGCUUUGAAGCAAUGGGAGGAGCCAGCUCCUUCAUGGCGUUGCUGGCCAUCUCUGGCUUCCUGGGCGCCACCUGGACCGCCUCGAAACUCUCCCAGGCCGUGGGCGUCUCGGACAUCGUGCUGGUCAUCGUCACCGGGGUGCUGCUGGGGCCCGAGAUGGGCGGCCUCAUCAGCACGGAGUACUCUCAGUGCUCCCACGCCCGGCACGCCAAGGAGUGCAACAUGGAUGAUUCUGGCGUCCUCACGGACCACCUGAAGGCGAUCCAGGAACACGGCAUCUGUCACCCAGACGACUACUCGGGCAACGAGUCGCACCGCCGCCUGGCAGGCGGCAGCUAUGCCAGUUUCGAGGAGUGUUUGCAGAAGAGCUGCCACGCAGAGAUCAGCCACGGGUGCCAGCUGACUCCCGACGUCUUCACCCUCUUCGGCCAUGCUGGGGUGGCGCUCAUGAUCUUCGAGAGCGGCAUGCACUUCGACUUCCAGAAAGCAAAGGUGGUCGGCGUGAAAGCCAGCAUCGUGGCCGUGCUGGGGACCUUCUUGCCGCUGGUGGCCGGAACUCUCAUCACCAUGGCCUUCGGCAAGCCCUUCUUCCCCGAUGGCGUCGCAGCUGGCACGGCUUUGGCUCCCACCAGCGUGGGCAUCGCGCUGCGCUUGUUGGGAGAGGCCGGCGUGCUGAAGGAGAACUUUGGGCAGGCAAUCAUCACCGCUGCAUUUGUGGAUGACAUCCUGUCCUUGGUGCUCUUCAACAUCCUUUUCUCUCUUGGUGGCGAGUUCGACAUCGUUGCAGUGGUGGUCAACCCCGUGGUCGGCGUCGUCUUGAUGAUUAUUGGCAUGCUUUUGGCAGUGUUCUUCUGGCCGAAGUUCAUCAAUGGCUGGCUGCUGCCAAAGAUACCCGUCAAGGAAGGUGCCAAGGUCGCCCGCACCGACGAGGCGUUGUUCCUGCUGAUGUUUGUCAUUCUGUUUGCUUAUGCGGCUACAACCCAUUUCCUAGGCACACACUUGUGGGGCUGCUUCAUCGCCGGCAUGACCUUUGCGACUCUGGAACCGAAGCAUCACGCUCAUCAUGUUUGGCUGAGGCAAACCAAGCGGACGACUUCUUGGCUGAUUCGGAUCUUCUUCGCCAGCACCGUCGCCUUCUCGAUCCCCAUCUCUCAGCUGGUCUCCCUCGAUGCGGUGUGGAAGGGCUCCAUCAUGGGCAUCGUCGCCUGCAUCCUCACCAAAGUCUGCUGCGCACCCUUCAUGGGAGAUGCCCGGUGGGUCAUUGGCUGGGCCAUGGUUGGCCGAGCUGAGUUUGCGUACUUGAUCGCCCAGAUGGCUGCAGCUGCCAACAUGCUGGAUGAGGAGAUGUUCUCCAUCGUGAUUUGGGCCCUGCUCUGGGCCACCGUCUUUGCCCCCUUCGUCUUCCGCCACGUGCUCAACAAGUAUGUGAAAACCCACGGCCUGGAGGACAAGGGCCCCGACGCCUCCUUCUUUGAGAGCGCCUCCUGCGAGCAAUUCCAGGCCUACGACUUGGAAGGCUCAAAGGAGGCGGCCGAAGAGGCCGAAGAGGCCGAAGAGGACGAAGGGGCCGACCCCGUGGCGCAAAAAUCCGAUGGCUUGAGUGAUCGGCAGACAAGCCUGGGGACAAGCAUGGGGAUGAGUGAGAGGCAGACCAGUGCCGCAUCCACAAACAAAGCGGCAUUGUGAUGCCAUACUUUUAAAUUCCGGCAAGGCAUUGCUGACAUGAGGGUGGCAGGUUUUGCUUUGAGGGUUUCGACUGCUAAGCGCUCGAAACCACUGCACUGAGCUUUUUUGAUGCCUGUCCACUGUUUCUUAUGAGCUUAAUAGCUUGCGUUUCAUGGCUUGGUCCCAUUCUUAAUAGUCUAUUGAGAUCUGUUCUGUGGCUCGAUGCGUUCC